Closterium sp. NIES-65 is the source of this 316-nucleotide messenger RNA. The record is from the annotation of a GenBank genome assembly. NCBI's taxonomy places the organism in Eukaryota, Viridiplantae, Streptophyta, Zygnematophyceae, Desmidiales, Closteriaceae.
AUGACGUUUUGCUCUAAUGAAACCUCCCUUGUGUUUUCAGGUGUGCGCUCGUCAGAUCGUGAUGUUCAUCACCCCGAGGCCAACUCGUACAACCACAUGGACGCUGCCAUACGCGGCGAGCUGAAAGACGAUGCCUGUAAGAAGGCGUGCGAUGAUUUGCUCAAGGGAUCAGAUGUCUCCCAGCGAGUCAUUUACCCUGACGAAGAUCAGUUCAAGGCGGCCGUUGUGGUUCAUCUCGCUCUGGAGCCCGAAGACUUCGGGAAGUUUAACGACUAUUGGAAGAAGGGCGAGUGGGCGAAGAGGUGCACCGGCAUUU